Molecule: messenger RNA, 1543 nt
Organism: Schistosoma turkestanicum
Lineage: Eukaryota; Metazoa; Platyhelminthes; Trematoda; Strigeidida; Schistosomatidae
Source: the annotation of a GenBank genome assembly
AGAUGACCCCCUAGGACGUACUGUAAAGUCAGAAUGGGAACUAGCAUUUCGGUGUCUUGGUGCAAUUAUUUACUACCUACGUUACUGUUUGAUCGAUCGAGAAGUACUAUCACUGGGUUUUAUUGAUGUAUAUGUACCAGUAGAUGUAAAGAAUGCCAACUCUCAAAGAAAUCCAGAGUCUGUUGAAUUAUUUUAUAACACACAAUCCCAGAUGGUUCUGGACAAUAUUACAUUAUCUAAUUUGGAUAUCAUACGCAACAACAUGGACGGUUCUCAAGAGGGUUCCUUGUUGCAACGUCUCAAUACUUGUUGCACCUUCUUUGGACGUCGUUUGUUGCGUCAGUGGAUAACCGCCCCACCAUGCAACCCAAAUGUUAUAAAACAAAGACAAUUGGCGAUUGAAAAUCUUAUUUCCAUCAGUGAUGUAAUUCCUAAACUUCGAGAUAAAUUGGGCCAAUUACCUGAUUUGGAGCGUCUUAUUACAAAAAUUCAUUUAUUAGGUUCUAAAGGUGAUAAAAACCAUCCAGAUAGCAGAGCAAUCAUAUUUGAAGAAGUUCAAUAUUCAAGAAAAAAUAUUACUGAUUUUGUGGCCACUUUAAAUGGUUUCGAAUUAGGCUACAACAUAAUCCAUGAAAUCAACCAUUCUUUAUUAAGUUCCGCAUAUUUAAAAAACUUGGUAACCUUAACUAAUUCGGGUGGCAACUUUCCUGAUAUCAGUGAAAAAAUUAAUUAUUUCAAGAAUGCUUUCGAUGCUGAAAAAGCUAAGAAUGAAGGUCGAAUCACUCCAGAACCUGGCAUUGAUCCUGAAUAUGAUGAAUCAGUGUCAGAAAUCAAGAGGAUUGUUGAGGAUAUGGACAGAUUUUUAUUGAAAUGGAGUAAAACGUUCGGUACAAGACUUGUAUAUUGGGGAACCGGUCGCAAUCGUUAUCAGAUUGAAAUUCCGGAAUCUCUAGCAUCCCGCGUUCCAAACUCAUGGCAGUUGUCUUCACAGCGCAAAGGUGUGAAACGUUACACUUGCUCAGAGACGCAAGAAUGGCUAAGCGAGUUAACUGCUGCUGAAGAACGUAAAGAUGCUAGUCUACGAUCUAUAAUGCAACAUAUAUUUUCAUCGUUUAGCGAAUCAUUUACCCAGUGGCAUAUGGCUAUGUCCUGUCUAGCUGAACUAGACUGUCUAAUUGCUUUGUCCUUGUACAGUACAAAUGCUUCUGAUGUGAUGUGUCUCCCAGAAUUCAUUGAUCUAAAUUCAUCUACAAAACCAAUACUGGAAAUAGUUGAUGGAAUUCAUCCUUGUCUGAUCAAUACAUUUUCGGGUGGAGAUAUCAUUGCAAAUGAUAUAAAACUUGGUACAUCAUUGAUAAAUUCACAAUCGCAACAUCAUGUUUUAUCUGAUAUGUUCAGCAAUGCUUCUGUUAUUCUUGUCACUGGUCCUAAUAUGGGUGGGAAAUCAACUUUGAUGAGACAAGCUGCUUUAUUAGUUAUUUUAGCUCAUUUAUCUCAUGAUAAACAGAAAUUAUCGAAAAAAUAUGUUAAGAAUUCUGAAUGA